Messenger RNA from Chelonus insularis, 2005 nucleotides. RefSeq names its product carnosine N-methyltransferase. Gene Ontology annotation, biological process: carnosine metabolic process. The coding region runs from base 349 to 1548 and encodes 399 amino acids. NCBI's taxonomy places the organism in Eukaryota, Metazoa, Arthropoda, Insecta, Hymenoptera, Braconidae. The record is from RefSeq and is a predicted model, not a curated record. The transcript is spliced from 8 exons. Gene Ontology annotation, molecular function: carnosine N-methyltransferase activity. Gene Ontology annotation, cellular component: nucleus; cytosol.
GUUUAGUUGUGUGAAUGUAUAUAUAAAUUGAAUAGAACGAAUCAGAUGGUAAAUUGAGUUUAGAGUAACAGAAUCAACCAAUCAUGUUUCGGGAAUUAUUGGAAAUCGUUUUUUCUACAGUAUUUUAUUUGCACGUGUGUAUUCUGCAUAAAAUUGGCGUUAAAUCAGUUAGGUUAGAGUUAGUUGGACUGUGGAGUGUAUGAGACAAAAAAGCAAGAUAAAAUUCAGAGUAAAAAUCGAGAUAAAAAUAAUUCAUUUAGUGCCAAAAACAUACCAGAUGAUAAAUAAAUAAAUAAAUAAAUAAAUAAAUAAAUAUAUAAAGGAUUAACAUAUAUUUAAUAUUUAAGAAUGGAAAGUAUAAAUGAUAAAAGUAUAAAAAAAAUGUGUAGUACAUAUGAAGAUGAAGAAGAACGAAAACAUUUUCAACGAAUAGUAUCGGCUUUCAAACACUACAAACCACAUUCUCUCCAACGAAUAAGAAAAACAGAAAAUUAUCUUAAUUCGUUGCCAUCACACCAUCAACAAUUACUCGUAAAUUACCGUGAACAUUUACAACAAGUCAGAAUGUGUAUUGAGCACAAUGCAGAAAUUAUUAAAUUAAUAACUCGAGGUGCGCCUUGCAUUUUUGAAAAUGUCAGCCCACCAAAUGAUCAAAAUGAAAGUACACUGAAUCCUCGACCAAUUUUGGCGGACCAAGAAAAAGUCCAAGCAACAAUUAAGCAGUUGGUUAGAGAUUGGAGUAUCCAAGGAAUCGAUGAAAGGAAAACUUGUUAUCAGCCUAUUAUUGAUGAAAUUAUAAGGCAAUUUCCAUCAGAGCAUUGUACAUCUUCAGAAAUAAACAUUCUUGUACCUGGUGCAGGACUUGGAAGACUUGCAUAUGAAAUAGCAAAACGUGGUUACCGAUGUCAAGGGAAUGAAUUUUCAUUAUUCAUGUUGUUCGCUUCACAUUUCGUUCUUAAUAAAUGUAGGGAAGUUAAUUCAUUUAAAAUUUAUCCUUGGGUUCAUCAAUAUAUGAACAAUUUAUGUUCAUCGCAUCAAACUCAGGAUGUAUUUUUUCCGGAUGUUAACCCGAGUGAUUUACCAGAAGAUGCACAAUUUUCCAUGACUGCUGGAGAUUUUUUAGAGGUUUACAAUGAGAAUGAACAUUGGAAUUGUAUUGCUACUUGUUUUUUCAUCGAUUGUGCUAAUAACAUAGUACAAUUUAUUGAAACAAUUUAUAAAAUUCUCAAACCUGGAGGUCUUUGGAUUAAUCUUGGUCCAUUAUUGUAUCACUUUAGUGAUAUGCCUGGAGAAGAUUCUAUUGAGCCAAGUUAUGAAGUAAUACGUCAAGUAAUUAAAGGAUUUGGAUUUAUUAUUGAGAAGGAACAAACGCAAGUAAGAACACGUUAUGCUCAAAAUAUAAACAGUAUGCUUCAAUGCGAAUAUAACAGUGUUUACUUUGUAUGCAAAAAACCAAAUAGACUCACAGCAAUUGAUAUAACAAACGAAUUGGAUACGAAUGGAGUACAUGAACAAAAUUUUCUUCAAAUGAAAGAUAAUAUGAGCUAGCGUGAACAAAAAUUGAUUUAUCAAAAAAUUCAACUGAAAGCAUAAUUUUUCAUUUUACAUUAUAGGUUCUGUGCUCAUAUUUGGUUUCGGUGGCUUAACAAGAUAAAGUGAUUUAUAAAUAUCAUCUAAAGGAAGUUUAUCGUGUAGUGUAACCGAAAAUAAUGGAGCAUCCCAUCGAUUCUUGCUAUCUGGAGGCUCAUACCUAUAACAUAAAUUCUUUAGAUACUAUGUUUAAUUUCGAUUAUAAUUAGGUUAAAUUUACCUUGUAAUCAAAGAAUCGAAUAUUUCACGGGAAUAUUUAUCAUCAUCCGGCUUUUGUUCAUUUAAGAGCCAAGAAUGUUCAGUAGGAACUUCACAGUAAAUUGUACAUUGAGGAGUUUUUAACGAUUUUGAUAAACAAUAUAAUUCAUAACGAUAUCCUUUAAUGUAAUUAGAUCCAUCAAUUAUCAGAAUGUCA